UCAUCAUUCAAGAGUGAUAAGUAAUGGAGUUAUUUUUGGGUUCUGAUUGUGAAAAGACAAACAGAAUGAGAAGUUCUUGGCACAGCAUUGUUGUUCUUGUUGGAUUGCUUCUAGUACUCAAUUUGGCAGCAUUUUUGGCAGAAUUGUCACAAGAAACUGUGAGAAGAAGCGCGAACGAGUGCCUGAUCACCCUCGGAGUCAAGUUCCUAAACUUCUGCAUUGCCAAAUCCACGCAGUUCAGAUAUGCCGGUCCUCUGCAAGCUCACCAGCCACUCGUGUUUUGGUACACGCUGGCGCGGUCUGUCUCGUCUCUGUAUUCAUAGAACACCAUCAUCACCUGCUGGACCAAGAACAAGUAGAGUUACAUUGCAAACAUAUGAACCAUUUGGAUCUUUAUCCAAUCUUUUCAGCAUUCAAUAUGUAAAUAUCUCCAAAAUGUCAGUGAAACGGCAGACUCUGUUUAGUGCAAAUCACAUGAUUAAAA
Molecule: messenger RNA, 484 nt
Organism: Salvia hispanica
Lineage: Eukaryota; Viridiplantae; Streptophyta; Magnoliopsida; Lamiales; Lamiaceae
Source: RefSeq, a predicted model, not a curated record